UUGCAAAUUGCAAAGCAGCAGCCACUUCGCCGUCUGAUCUCGCCUCCUCAACCCGAAAAUGGCAACCCAGAUGAGCAAAAAGCGAAAGUUCGUAGCUGACGGAGUUCUCUUCGCCGAGCUGAAUGAGGUGCUAACCCGUGAGCUGGCAGAGGACGGUUACUCCGGAGUCGAAGUUAGGGUUACCCCUAUGCGUACCGAGAUCACCAUCAGAGCCACCCGGACCCAGAACGUUCUCGGUGAGAAGGGGAGGAGGAUCAGAGAGCUGACCUCAUUGGUACAGAAGCGGUUCAAAUUCCCGGAGAACAGCGUCGAGCUUUACGCCGAGAAAAUUAAUAACAGAGGGCUUUGCGCUAUUGCCCAGGCUGAGUCUCUCCGCUUCAAGCUCCUAGGUGGUCUUGCUGUUCGGAGGGCCUGCCGUGGUGUACUGAGAUUUGUCAUGGAAAAUGGAGAUAAGGGAUGCGAGGUGAUAGUUAGGGCGCAACGUGCAAAGUCCAUGAAGUUCAAGGACGGCUACAUGAUUGCUUCUGGUCAGCCAGUCACCUUGGCCGUCAGUGAAUAUAUAGACUCGGCUGUGAGACAUGUUCUUCUGAGAACAUUCUCAUUGGGGUAUCAGGUCAAGAUAAUGCUGGAUUGGGAUCCCAAGAGUAAGGUGGGACCCACAACUCCCCUAGGGCCUAGAUCUUGUUACAAUCCACGCUCCCAAAGACAAAGAGAAACAUUUCCGGGCACCAGUGAUGGCAGCUGA
Messenger RNA from Juglans regia (Persian walnut), 745 nucleotides. Its product is annotated as 40S ribosomal protein S3-3-like. The coding region runs from base 59 to 745 and encodes 228 amino acids. Gene Ontology annotation, cellular component: cytosolic small ribosomal subunit; nucleus. Gene Ontology annotation, biological process: translation. The record is from RefSeq and is a predicted model, not a curated record. The transcript has 3 exons. Gene Ontology annotation, molecular function: RNA binding; structural constituent of ribosome. NCBI's taxonomy places the organism in Eukaryota, Viridiplantae, Streptophyta, Magnoliopsida, Fagales, Juglandaceae.